GAAUUUGGAAUGCAGCUGACAAGACACAAAAGAUCUUAUGAUGCCUAAAAGGAAAAAAAGAGAAUUUGAAAAGUAUUAGACUGAGAAAUCAUUUAUUUUUUCAGAUUCAAUGGCAGACACAAAAGGUUGUUCCAUUUCUUGACCUACAUAUAUCUGGGAUCAUGGAUUUGCUCAAAUUUACCUUGCAAACUUUAUUCAAAAAAUAAUAUUUGCCUCCUAAGCUUUGAUUGUACUCACUGGUUGCAAUAAUGGCCAGCAAAAGGAAAUCCACAACACCUUGCAUGAUACCAGCAAAAAUGUUGGCACCACAGAAAUCCACUUCUGUUGGAGUAAAUCAUGAAGGAACUCAUCAAACAUUGGUUCCUAGUACUCUGCCUAAUUGUGAUACCACUGUUGAUAAUCACGGGAGUGGGACCUUGUCCAAUGGACACAAUGGAAUUAUAGACAGCACUUCUUAUAGAUGUAUAGGUUGCAAUUUCACUACUCAAGAAACUAAUCAGUUCCUUAGUCACCUUGAUUCUGAGCACAUAGACUUUAGUAAAGACCCUUCCUUUUUGUGUGUGAAAUGUAAUGUCUUGGUAAAGAGCCAUGGUGAUCUUUCUCAUCACAAUGCAGAGCACCAUGUUGGAGAAACGAACUUAAUCUGCAAUGUGGUGAAACAAGCUAACCGCGUGAUUGUGGAACAGACUACUGGAAAUGGUAGUCAGGACCACUUGGGGGAUAUUCCUGAGGAGAGUCAGGAGAGUCAAGCUGAAAUUAUUAUUACCAAAACUCCCAUUAUGAAGAUAAUGAAAACAAAACCAGAAGUUAAAAAAAUCCAUACAAUCAAAGAAAAUAUGUCUAGUAAGUCAGUCAAGGAUGUAGAGACAAAAGGUGAACUGUCAUUUACCAAUGGAGCUCUGCUGGUUAGCCAGUCCGGCAAAUCAACCACCAUUGUCAAUGGGUCAGUAGUUGGAAAUGUACCUAUUUUGCAAGCAGGCAUAACACAACUUGUGCAACUGCAACAGCAAGCACAAGUUCACCAGCACCUACCAACAUCAAAAUCCCUCCCUAAGGUAAUGAUUCCCUUGAGUAGUAUUCCAACAUACAAUGCAGCAAUGGAUUCUAACAGUUUUCUUAAGAACUCUUUUCAUAAGUUUCCCUACCCUACCAAAGCUGAACUUUGCUACUUGACUGUGGUGACCAAGUAUCCAGAAGAGCAGCUGAAAAUCUGGUUUACAGCCCAGAGGUUGAAACAGGGUAUUAGCUGGUCACCUGAGGAGAUAGAAGAUGCACGGAAAAAAAUGUUUAACACUGUGAUUCAGUCUGUUCCCCAAUCCACUAUUACAGUGUUGAAUACACCUUUAGUUGCAAGCCCUAAUAGUGUUCAGCAUCUGAUUCAGGCCAGUUUGCCUGGUCAUUCAGUUGGAAAGCCUGAAGGAGCAAGUGGCAUGCUGGUAACCCAACCAAUAACAACAAAUGGACUUCAGGGAGCAACUUCAUCUCAUGCAAUAGGUUUAACCUCCAUUCCAAAGACCCAGGUAGCUAAACCUCCAACCACUGUGUCAGUUUCCAGUAUUGCAUCAACUGUGAAUGUAGUUAGUGCUGCUCAGUCACAACUUUCUGCUUGCCCAAACAUCUCUACACAAGCGUUCUUGGAUCCUAACUUAUUAAAAAAUAAGAAGUCUUACCAACAGUUGUCUGCACUGAAAGAUAGUUUUUGUAGGAAUCAGUUCCCUGCCCAAACUGAAGUUGAGCGUCUGACAAAUAUCACAGGACUUAGUACCAGGGAAGUUCGGAAGUGGUUUAGUGAUAGGAGGUAUCACUGGAAAAAUAUUAGAGGCAACAAAUCUGUGCUUGGUGGGGAUAGCACAAUAAUAAUAGACUCUGUACCCGAAAUCACUUUUACCACUUCACCCAAAACAACCACAGAGUUAACUUCCACAUCAGCAACACCUGUUCACACACCAGCACGUCGGCAAUCCUGGCAUCAGACCCCUGAUUUCUCCAUUGCAAAAUAUAAGGAGAGGGCCCCAGAACAACUCAGAGCUUUGGAAAGCAGCUUUGCACAAAACCCCUUCCCUUCAGAGGAGGAAGUAGACCGCCUGAGAAGCGAAACUAAAAUGACAAGGAGAGAGAUUGACAGCUGGUUCUCGGAGCAAAGGAAAAAAAAAGCGGAGAAAGAAAAAAAACAGCCAGCAGAUGAAGAUGCUGAGGAUGAGUCUGUAGAAGAGGAGGAGGAUUUGGAUGACUUCAGAGUGUCAAGUGAAAACGGUUCCUUGGAUGAAGCUGGAAGUUCUCAACUUCCAGGUGAACGUAAAGUGACCCCAAUAAAAAUCAACCUUAGAAACUUUAAGGUGACAGAAUCAGAGGGGAAAAGUGAGUUGGCCGCGUCGAGUGCCCAAGCAACAACAGAGAGUUUUCCUAGCAGGGCACAAAAACCUAGGCUCUGCUUUAAAAAGACUGCUCAGCAGAGGCAUUUGCUUAAACUGCUGUUUGUAAAGACACAGCGUCCUACUAAUGAACAGUAUGACCAAAUAUGUUGUCAGACUGGACUUCCCAGAGUUGAAGUAAUUCGCUGGUUUGGAGAUAGCCGCUAUGGAUUUAAAAAUGGAAAUCUGAGGUGGUAUGAAAACUACAAAAAAGGCAUUUUCCCCAAAGAGCUACUGAUUUCCUGUGAGAUCAGCCAGGAGGUGCUCCAAGACUAUUUUCAAAAGAACAAGGUUCUGUUUGAAGAUGAUCUCCAAGAUCUCUGUGAAAGAACUCAGAUGACCACUUCGCAGGUUAAAUUGUGGUUUGCUGAGAGGCUAGGGGAAGAAAGCAAAGCAAUAUCUGAUGCAAGUAGCGAUAGUCAGUCCCCAAGUGUUGGUGAUCCAGCCAAUACUCAGAAAGGAACUUUUGAUACUUUUUCUGAAGUUUCUGAGAACAGUGAAUCUUGGGAACCUGGAGGUCAAGAUGGAAGCUCAGAAUUUGGAGAUACAGAUAGUCAUCUGCCUGCAGUGCAUUCUGAAAUGGAUUGAACCACCACUGCCUUCGUUCGAACAGACGGCCAACUUUGUAAGAACCUAGCAGCUGUGGGUCAUUCUGAAUCUUUGUUGAAGAUUGUAAUGCCAAAAUCUUCUUUUCAUGAAGCACAAUUUGAAUUUGGAGGUCGCAGGGAAGACGUCAAUAAAGAAAACUGUAAGGUUCGGGUUGGGACAAAUCUAGUAUUCUGUUUUAUGAUUUAGAAGAGUGUUGGCCAGAUAUUCUCCUUCAGGCUCCAAUUAAUGGACACUGUCUUUCGAACUUCAUAUUCAUAUGGAACCAGCUUGUUAAUGCCAGCAACCAGCCUCUCUCUGCAUUGGAUCAUGCAUCUGAAACAUUGUGUUAAAACAUUCUCUCCCCCCCACCCUUAGAAAUGAGCUAUCAUUUGUACAACAUAUUCUAAAUACUUUCAGUGUUUGUUCUCUGAAUGCUCCAUCUUUGCAUUUACUGUAUUCUCUUUAUAUUUUAAUCUCUAGAUUUUGCCGAUUAUGAAAGUACAGUAGAAACCUUGCUCUAACAGGCCUUUUGAGCAAAAACAGUGGCUGUUGAUACCUAAAUUGAUUUCAUUUAUGGUGGCCAUUGGUACCUAAUUUAUCAUUUAGGUAAUCUACAAUAUUAGAAAUGAUGUGAAUGCAAUCACUUGCAGCAAAAUUGCCAUUCUCAAGGAUUGAAACCACUUUCCAUUGUAUCUAAAACUUAUCAAACUGAGAGCCAUUGAACUGAGGAUUUGCUGUACAGGUUGCAGUCUAUGCUCACUUCCCCAAGAGUAAACACCCCCCCCCUACAAAAAGAAUCAAUGCAGCUUCCUUACGUACAAUGGGGUUAUAUAUGUCACUAGAUAAUAUGUGACUUGUGUCAUCCUUUGAGAGAAAGGUAGUACAAACUUGUAUGGCUAGAAUAAGUAUUAAAUUUUAGCUUGAUUGUAUAUUUUUUAUCCCGAUAUGGGAUGGCUACAUGGUCAUUUAAGAAGAAAAUAUAAAAAUAAUUGUAAUUACAAAUGAACUUAUUUGAAUAUUUACUUACCUAAACAGAUAGACUUAAUGACCACAGGAAGGCAAAAAACAGGAAUAACUUUUGACUUCCUGCCAUCUUCCCCAUUGACUUUGCUCAUAGAAAGCUGGCAGAAAGACAGAAAUCAUGAUCAUGUGACUGCGGGUAAUUCAGCAAUAAAAUGGUUUGAAAUCAUGGAAAUUUCAAUUCCACUGGAGUAAUGGGCUCUGGAUUAUUUUACACUUCUUUAAGUUAAUAGAUUUAGGUACCCUGAUUUAAAAACUUGUAUAAUGCAUCAUUUGGGCUAACAAAUAAACACAGUGAAAGUUUUAGUAGUAUAUAAGUAGGGAAGGAUCUGGUGAAUAAUAUUUCUAGUUCCGUGCAUAAAAUUACAAAAUGAAAUUGGAUAACUAUAACAAUCUUCACCAAAUAUCACGUGCAUAGAAGCAAAUGAAUGUUUCUUUUAAUGCAUUUCAGAAACUAAAAGGGUUAAAAUUUAGGUUGUUUGUGUGUAAAAGAGAGAAAAUAACAAAUAAAAAAAAUACCCUUGUG
Molecule: messenger RNA, 4545 nt
Organism: Thamnophis sirtalis
Lineage: Eukaryota; Metazoa; Chordata; Lepidosauria; Squamata; Natricidae
Source: RefSeq, a predicted model, not a curated record